Exophiala viscosa is the source of this 1391-nucleotide messenger RNA. Its product is annotated as XAP5, circadian clock regulator-domain-containing protein. Gene Ontology annotation, cellular component: nucleus. The transcript has 4 exons. Gene Ontology annotation, biological process: chromatin organization. Lineage: Eukaryota; Fungi; Ascomycota; Eurotiomycetes; Chaetothyriales; Herpotrichiellaceae. Bases 181 to 1251 code for a protein of 356 amino acids. The record is from RefSeq and is a predicted model, not a curated record.
AUCUUCAGACGCCGGAUGGAGAAAUGCUUGAGUGGUAUUGCGGUGUCAUCUGGCCAUUGCAUAGAACUAAAAUGCGGACGCUACUCAGCCUUGUCCUAAAGAUCUGGGGUUUGACGCUUUCUCGCAUCGAACCGCAUCAGUAACACAUAUCACCAUUCAGUCUUCCGUAGUGUUUCUACCAUGACCGACUCGGGAGCGUCUACCCCGCGCUUCACGAGUCAGACCGCGUCGGCUGAAGAACUGCUCAAAUCACAGACUGUCGGCCUUGUCAACCUCGACGAUUUUCGCAAACGCCGCGCAGAUGCGCUUGAGCAGAAGGAGAAACAGGCACGCGAUGGCUCUGGUACGGCCACGCCCGAUGUUGAAGAUAGUGACGGUGCGGUAGUGCGUCAACCCGCGAAAAAGAAGAAGAAGAAGAAGGCCGCAAAGGGCUUGUUAUCCUUUGGAGAGGAUGAAGACGACAACGCAAGUGGCAUCUCGACUCCUGCGGCACGAAGUUCGCGAACAACAGCCGAAGCGUCGCCAGAACCCUCGAGUAAUAGUCGGAAGUUGACACCAAAUCCAAACUCUACCUUACCACCUCCUAGAGCGAUCACGAAGGCUGCAUUGGCAGCAGAUGCGCAAGAACGAGACAGACUACGGAAAGAGUUCCUUGAGAUUCAAGAGGCUGUUAAAGAGACGGAGAUCGCCAUACCAUUUGUGUUCUAUGAUGGCGCAAAUAUACCCGGCGGCACUGUCAAAGUAAAGAAGGGAGAUCACAUAUGGCUAUUCCUCGAGCGGUGUCGAAAGGUCGGGGCCGAGCUUGGCGUGUCUGGGAGUGCCUCUGGCGGUGGUGCGACGCUCAAGAGUAGAGAAGACAGCAAGAAGCAGUGGGCUAGGGUUGGGGUGGACGACUUGAUGUGUGUAAGAGGCGAGGUCAUUGUUCCUCAACACUAUGAGUUCUACUACUUUAUUGCCAACAAGAUCCCAGAUCCUACCACCGAAGGGAGGCUACUAUUUGAGUAUUCUGGCACCGCUCCGAAGAAGAGAGACGGUGAAGACGCUCCGGUGCUUCGUGUGCCCGGGAAGGAGGACCUGGAAGGCCAGAACGAUGAUCCAACUGUGACCAAGGUGGUUGACAGGCGCUGGUAUGAGAAGAACAAGCACAUAUAUCCCGCAAGUGUGUGGAAAGAGUUCAAGGUUGGUAAAGAAUUUGAAGAUUUGGCGAAGGGGAGGAGAGAUGCGCAGGGGAAUGCAUUCUUCUUCGGAUAGCCCAUGCGAACAGAACAAGCAUCAGCACCGAGUUGUUGGCAAGUCAAUAUCAAUCGAGGACAAAGUACUAUGGAUAAAAAGAAAUGCUUUGGUUUCAGAAAGCAUUUUUGGGCUCCUGCCUAUCCCCGUCGUUUCCGACG